Sphaerodactylus townsendi is the source of this 4141-nucleotide messenger RNA. It is a transcript of the gene TOR1AIP1, whose product is annotated as torsin 1A interacting protein 1. NCBI's taxonomy places the organism in Eukaryota, Metazoa, Chordata, Lepidosauria, Squamata, Sphaerodactylidae. Gene Ontology annotation, molecular function: ATPase activator activity. The coding region runs from base 1 to 1971 and encodes 656 amino acids. The record is from RefSeq and is a predicted model, not a curated record. Gene Ontology annotation, cellular component: membrane. The transcript has 11 exons. Gene Ontology annotation, biological process: membrane organization.
AUGGAAAGGAAAGUGCAGGAAGAAUGGCUGUGCGAAUACUACAUCUUGAAUCACCAUUGUGGGAAACCAGCCUAUGUCUUUCUCGCGCCUGAUCGACAAACAAGGCUUAUCCCUGAUACGUUCUACUCCCAUGAGAAGCAGAGUAUUUCUGUUGCUCUGUGGGGGCAGAUGGCUAGGUGGUAUUAUCCCUAUCUGUCACCCGACCUUGGGGCCUUCCAGGCUUCGAUAAAGCGGGGGGCGCAGGGGGAGGCGAAGAAAGUGAAGUUGCGGGAGAGGCGUUCGCAGGCGCGAGCAGCCCGGCAGCGGGGAGGGAGGCUGGCGGCAGCCUCGGAUGCCCAGUGGAAGGGGGGAGAGGACGGGGAGGGGAGGGGGGAGAAGCCGCUCUUCUGUCACGUGACCGCGAGGGCGCCCCUGAGGGCCGCUCAAAAUGGCGGCGGCGGAAGUCUCCGCGGCAGCUUCCGGCAGCGCCCGCCGAGCCCCUAUUCGCAUGGAGGGAGCCGUCACCGCCAGCCGCGGCGGGGAGUGAGGUUCAGCGAGGAAGUGCUGGAGCUGUCGGUUGAUGGGGACGGGCGGCCGGUAAGGAAGCAGAGACGGGACAGGAUGAGAGCGGAGGCGGAGGGAAGCGAGGAAGCGCCGCGGGUCGCACCCUACAGCCUGCGCUCGGCCCCGCGGUAUCCUCCCACGCCGUUCAGGAUGAAGGAGAGGGAGGAGGAAGAGGAGCCGCGGAUGCUUGACUCGGCCAGCUCUUCGGAAGAUGACUCUUCCCCAACCAGACGCCAAAGAACCAAUAAAAGCUCAAAUGGCCGGACACGUUUGCAAGCAGGGCACAUAAGCACUGUAGGAAUUCCUGAUGACUCUGAACUUAUCCGACCGCCUAUUAGAAGAAGUCCAAGGAUAGGAUAUUCUUAUGAUCCAGGCAAGGAGUCUACACUGAACAAAACAGAAGGAGCAGCGACUAAAGAGAAAGAUGGGAGUGAGAGAAAACCAGAAGUUAAAGAUACUGUUCAUAAUUAUCAAACGACUCAGAGAUACCAUUCAAUAGAAGAAUCUCAAGCCUCUGUUCAAAAGCCCUAUGCGUUCGACCAAAAGGCAACUUUGAGAACUAGAGUACCAAGUAAAGCACACCCUCAAGUUCAAGCCAGCAUACUGAAGAAGCAUUCGGAAGCUGUUAAUAAAAGUUCUGCUGUACAACCUGCGGGACACUCUGUCUUCUGGAUUCUACUGUUUGUGGGCACUUGUGUUGCUGCUGGUGGGUGGUAUCUUUUGUACCCUCCAUCCCGUACUCCAGAAAUUGACCAAGCCCUGCCGGCAUUCAAAACCCAGAUGAGAAAGCUCAUGAGCAGCUACCCGAGUCAGGACAGCGAACUGUGGAAGAGAAUCCAGACCACUCUAGAGAAACGUCUCAACUCGUCGCAGCCUCGUUCGGAGCCUGCCAUCUUAUUGCUCACUGCUGCGAAAGAGGCUGAAGAUGCCCUUAAGUGUUUAAGCAACCAAAUUGCAGAUGCCUUCUCCUUUUCUCAGAGCACUGCUACAAUCAGAAUUGACGGGGCUGGCAAAGCCGCCCAGGACAGUGAUGCUGUGAAAUUGGCUGUAGAUGAAGAGCUGAGCUCCGGGUUCAGCGGAGGCAAAAAGGCCGCAGUGGUGCAUCGGUUCGAGUCACUGCCGGCAGGUUCCACCCUGAUAUUUUACAAGUACUGUGACCAUGAAAACGCAGCGUUUAAGGACGUAGCUCUAUUCUUGACUGUUCUGCUGGAGGAAGAGUCCCUCGGAAAGGGCCUCACUCUGCUACAAGUUGAGGAGAAAGUGAAAGAUUUCCUCUCCGAUAAGUUUACCAAUUCAGGCAUGCCAAGCUCUUAUAACCACAUGGACACAGACAAGCUCAGUGGGCUGUGGAGUCGCAUAUCCCACCAGGUCUUGCCUGUGUGGCCUGAAAGUACCCUCCCUCAGGAGAACUGUCUGCAGGUGAAAUAAAAAAAAGCGAGUCAGGUAGACAUCUGUUAGUGCCUGGAAAGGAAGAGUGGUUUCAACGUGUGCUUCUGAACAGCACAACGGCCAGUUUAGAGAUAGUAUAGGCUUUAUUCCUUGCCAGAGGAGGAGCUGAAAAUUAUGUGGAUAGAACUCGUAGUUCAUAGCAUGUGUCCUCACACUUCGCUCAGCAACAUCUGUGUGGCUCUUCCCCCAGUGGAGGGUCUUGGAUGUUGGCAGAAGGCUUCAUACUUUGCUGAGCUGAGUGAUAGGAUACGUGCCCAUGCAUCUGGCAAGUGGUUAUCCCUGUAAACGCUCACAGUCAGCAAUGGAGAAAAAGAAUUCUGGACACCUGGCUCCAGCUGUGUGUAAGGUUACCGUGAUCUCAUUGAAUCAUUUGGCUUCAAAGACCUUUUGGAGAAUAAUGUUACUAGGAACUGCAAGCUAGUGAAAGCUGUUAUAGCCCUGUAUCUGUUUCUUAUCUCCUUUCCCUUCUUGCAACUGACUAGAAAAAAAUUCAAAGACAAAACUUCCUGCAUCUAAGAACAACACUUGUCCUAUUCCAUUUUUUCCCCAGUCUGUCAAUUGACUAAGUUUCUUGUAGCUGCAGAUUUUCAUAAUAGUUUCUGUGUUGGCUAGAUCUGGUGGGAUAAUUGAGUUAUAAAGGAGAAUUUGACCAACCAAUCUAAUCAUUUGAAGGAAAAUUGCAGUCCAGUAUCUCCAUAAGCAGUAGAGGCAGAUUACCUUUCCUUUGGACCUGGGAUUGGGUACUGAAAUCUGGUACCUCCGAACUAAACAAGAUUAGAGGUAUAACGUGCUUCAAUCUCUGUUGGCCCAUUGCCGGUUUCUGUGACUGGUGAAUAUGGGAGAAUCUGAUAGAAAAGUGAUCCAGCUUUUUCUGAGGGUGUGUUUUGUGUUUCCUGUUUAAAAGUGAAAAGUCCAUGCCCAGAUGUUCCCCAGCCUUAUUAAGGCACCGGUGUCAAACUUGUGGCCCUCCAUAUGUUGUGGACUACAGUUUCCACCAUCCCCUGACAGCAUGAUGCUGUAGUCCAUAACAUCUGGAGGGCCGCGAGUUUGACACCUGUGGAUUAAGGCUUGGACUGAAAGUGGCUUUUUAUUCCUUUCUCAAAAUGCAUUCUAUGAAAAAGUCUUAUUAAAAGCAAAGAUUAUUUUAGCUAAGCACGAAAUGUUGGAGCCCACAGACACUUUUUGUUAGUAGUGACAUUUUUCCUCUGUAACAGGGUGCUUUUCCCUGGGUACAAGUAAAUUCUUUAAGCCUCUUGUGCUGGGGGAAGGUUCCUUGUACCCUAGGAAAGGGUUAGCAGAAGGGAUCCCAUGGUCUUAACCCUUAGCAUUGAAGCUAACUAGUUAUUGCAAUAAUCAAGCCACCGAACUCAUACGGUCUUGUUCCCCAUAAACAUGCAGAUGUUCGUAUCAAUACUACUUUGAUUUAUAAGACUCUUGUGUGGUUGACAGAUUUUGAGAGCCUCGAUUAAAAGUAGCUUUGCCAUGGGCUUAUCUUUCAACCUUCUGUAAAUACGCAUACUUUAAUGUGAAUUGUAAUAACAUGGAAACCUCAAAUCUUUGCUUCCUGGCAGUGAAGUCUUCGCAGCUGUCAUUCCACCAUUCUUACUGCAUUUUCAGGAAUUUUGAAAAGCUGCUGUUGCAUUUUGUAAGCAUGUCCGAGCCGUUGUUCUUUUUUAGCGACUCUCCGGCAUGUUGUCCUUUAUCACUGAGCAGUUGCUAUAAAUACAGCUUAAUAGUAAAACUCAGCCUGUCUCAUAAGCACUGGGGAAAAAAAACUCGUGGUUAUGUUCGAAAGAAUUUUUCUUCGCUUGAGGUUGUUUGCAUGUAGCCCAUCUGCACAUUCCUUAUGGCCAAUAAUAAUGCUUCCAUUGGUUACUUUUAAAUAGGCCGUUACUUUUAAAUGGCCUUACCAAUGACAACGAAGACUACUAUAUCAGGGUGUGGAAGUGUGGUAGCAGCCAUGACAUGGAAAUAUGAAUUGUGUUUUUAUAUAUAUAUAUAAGCAGAAUUUAAACCACUCUCAUAGUCAUGCCAGACAAAUGCUUUUUUAAUAACGCUGAUGUACAUCUGAAAAUUAUCAAGGAGGAAGUGGAUGACUUGUCAAAGCUAUUUUAAUAAUCAUUGAAUAAAUGUUGUAGUUUUGUAGUAA